Molecule: messenger RNA, 4049 nt
Organism: Cryptotermes secundus
Lineage: Eukaryota; Metazoa; Arthropoda; Insecta; Blattodea; Kalotermitidae
Product: T-complex protein 11-like protein 1
Exons: 12
Coding region: 175-1722 (515 amino acids)
Biological process (GO): signal transduction
Source: RefSeq, a predicted model, not a curated record
UUCCACACGCCUACUGCUAGCUGAAAUUUUUUUUUGACGGCAUGGCGUCUGUCAUAUAAACAAAUAUUUCCUCUUCACAGCUGAUCACCGAAUGCGAAUUAGGUGUUGAUUGACAAGAGAAAAUUCCUGCGAAAUAUCAUUACAGCAGGUUCGCUGUGUGCCGAAACAUCAGACAUGGACAGAAAAGGGAAAGGGGAGGCAGACUCAUCGAAAGAUAGAUCAGACAAGGGUUCAGAAGAUGCCAUGGAUGUGAGGGGUGACACAGCAGGUGGAGGCAGCUCAAGACAGCGUUAUGAUAGUGAGGGUGCAGCCAGCAGUGAUCAGGGAAAGAGACAGAAAACUGCACAAGGGUUUGCCAUCCCGGGCAUAGCUGCAUCACCACCAAAGUUUGUAUCUUUGGAGGAAAUUGUAACAGCAGCCAAUGGUUUUAAGAACAUGGCGCUUGCUCAUGAGAUUGCUGUUGACAAGAAUUUCAAAUUACAGAAAUAUGAACCCCCAGAUAACAGCCUUCACAGACUGGUUAAGGAUGUAGCACAUAAAGCUUUUUGGGAUACACUAGAAGAAAAACUGAAUGAAGUGCCACCAGAUUAUGAACAGGCAAUGGUGUUGCUGGGAGAGAUAAAAGAGGACCUCUUAUCAUUGCUUUUGCCACAGAAUGCAAAAUUAAAAGAAGAGAUAUUAGAGGUACUGGAUGCAGAUCUCAUCAGACAACAAGCUGAAAGAGGGACUCUUGAUUUCCAGCAUUAUGCUCAGUAUGUGAUAUCUAUAAUGGGGAAGAUGUGUGCUCCGGUUAGAGAUGAUGAAGUCAGAAAACUCACCCAGAUUGAAGGAGUUGUGCCAGUGUUUAGAGGAAUUCUGGAAACACUAAAUCUUAUGAAGAUGGACAUGGCAAAUUUCGCUAUCGAUGUGAUUCGACCAGACAUCAUAGCCAAAAGUGUGGAAUAUGAGAAGAUGAAAUUUGCAGAAUUUCUUAAAAUUCAGGCAGAUGGCUUGCAGUACACACGCAAAUGGUUGCUGCAUCAUCUAAUGAACGCUAGAAAUGAUGAUGUAAUAUGCAGUGGAGAAGAUAAGAAUGCAGUCCGUAACCUCACAGCAUCCGUAUUAGGAGAAGCAUAUCUCGAACUACUAGAAUGGAAUGAUUUGAACCUAUAUCCUGAGACUCUUAUGAUGGACCAGGGUCGCUUCACAGACUUGGGGAAAAAGUUUUGUCAUUUGGUUGUCACAGGAUCUGUACUGCUGGUCACAACAAGUACUGCACAACCUCUCCAAGCAGUUGCUGCUUUCAAAAGCAAACUAAAAGAACAUAUAAAUGUGCUGCUGGAAGAUAGUUAUACAAAUAAGGAUUUGGAGAAAAUAAUGCCAAAUGUUGCUGAACAAGUUGUCAAGGAAGUAGCUGAAGGUUUGCAAACGUAUGGAUUCAGACCAUUAGAUGCUGCAACAGAAAAGCUCCUUAAAGGACAAAUUAUGGAGAUUGUCAAGGAUGAUCAUAAGAUCAGACAGCUUGUUCGUACGAGAGUGCGAGAGUUUAUCCAGCAGUCUAUCACGUCACCAGUGGCAGCCCCCCUUCGCAUCCCACCUGGGUUGUCCUCACUUCAAACUGAAUUGACAGCCAUUACAGGGCAGUUUCUCCGUCUCGUUUCCCACAAUCGGGCUGUCUUUGGUGAAUACUACACCAACAUUAUUGCAGAAGGAGUUUCAACAACACCUCCUCUAACUGAGUGAACAGUAAUCGCUGGCUGUCUGGCUUAAUGUAAGAUCCUCCAAUGGGCACAACAGCUGUACAGUGAGAGGGAGGGCUCAGCUCUGCAGGAUAAAACUACAAUGAGAUAAUCCUAUUUUAGGAUGGCUCCCACUGAAAUCCUCAUGUACAGACAAGAAGCCAGUAAUAGGGUAGGAAUCAGUAGUAUCCUAUGAAAGAAUCCUUGUCAUUAGUUUAUGUCCUAGAAUUGGAACUACUUUAAAUACUGUACCUUCCAUAAUAAAAAUCUUACAGUCUAAUGAUAUUUUAGAUAUAAUAUAGACAUUUCUCAUGAGCAUUCAGAUUUGGAGAUGAAUUAUCACUACUACUGAUCAGAAGACUUUCUCUUAGAUUGUGCAAAAUUAUAUCAUUAAAUAUGUUGUAAAGGAACACAUACCAAUUGUGUUAAACAAAAGCUUUACUUAUCUAUUCAUUGCUUGUAAAAAUGAAACAUUACAAGCUUUUGGGCAAAACUGUAAAUAUGAUACCUAAUUUCUAAAAUGGAAACAGACUGUUAUAUGAGAAGAACACAUAUAACAUAACAUAAUGUAACAUAUGAACAUUGUCUGAAAGUUUAUCUUCCCACAUAAUGUUCUGUAGAGAUUCUACUAACAUUGUCAGCAUUUAUUAUGUUAGGCAAGAGAAGUAUUUAUUACUUGGAUCAGUCAGAGGUUUAAUGUUGUUGGCUUGGUGAAAGCAAAUGCAGCAUUCAACUCACAUUUGGUUUACUAGACUAGUCAUUGAUUGAAUUAGGAUACCAAAUUACAAACAGCACAUUUGUGGCGAAGGUUGGUUGGUUUUACAACCAUGCAUGCUUGUCAUCUGAUUGCUGUGAGGUAGUGCAGGGGCCUUUUCUGGCAGAUCGCCUAAAUCCCUGUUAUGACCCAUUUCUUGUUCAGUAUCCAGCUAUUCAGGAGGUAUACUUCACGGUUAUCUAGGUUGUAGGAUACUGAAUCAGGAGGUUUAUAGGAAUUAGGCAGUGAUUGGAUUAAUGAGGUUGUAGUUUGAUACAGCAACUGGUUAUUUGCCUCAGAUGUAUUUUCUUAACUAUGAAUGAGAACUUCCUUAAUGACUUAACGAGUUCCCUUGUCGACAGACACUUUCCAUACGUUGGACACAUUUAGUGAUGAUACACUAAUUCCCCACACCAGUUUCCUCUAAUUGGAUCUCCCAGUGUUUACACAGUUUAUACUUAAUCAUUUUGUGGUCACUGAGCAUCCACUCUUGGGCUAAUACUAUGGCAUAAUGUCUAGAAGCCAGAAUAACGGAACCAGGAGAAAAGGCUGUUGGUAAAAAAUUUCCAAUAAACACGUUCCCGCAGUAACAGGUACAUCACUCGUUGCUAGGUAGUGGCACAGCAAACAGGCUUCCAUGUCAUCAAAUAAUUGGGGAAUUACUAGGUAAUGAAUGAACACCAGUAAUAGAUGAACUAUUGGAAGUGUUAUUUUCUACUCAGUCCACACAGAGGCUGUGUAUUGAGAAACAGUGGAAUGAGUCAGCAGUUGGUGAGUAUGUAUAGUUCGUGAGCUGUAAGUGGGCAGUGACAGUUUAUGGUUGGCUGUGGAGAACCUCCAUGGUUAGGAGCCAUAACCCAGCAGCGCAUAGUGAAGACAGUAAACAAGCAAUGACUAGUGAAAACAUGACAUAUUGAGACUUAGCUUGUGCUGUAGUGAUUUACACUGGGUGAAAAUUAGUGGGAGUGCUGUAAUUAUCUGUAGUUACAGGUUUUAAGUGUUCAGUAAAUCCAUUUACCAAUCCAAACUCUGUGUCCAGUCACUAACACCUGACAGUAUUAUUUGCAAACCAGUACUUAAUUACUAGGGACCAGAUUUUUAUCCCUUAAUAACCCCUUAAAUAUGUAUGCAUUUAUGUAAGAAAAACUUAAAAAAUGUGCACAUAAAAAAUUCAUACCAAGUAUUAAAAUUUAUUUUACACUAUUUUGAGACCAACAAAUCAACAUUUAAGUUAAUUUUAUGUAAUCACUGAUUCACUUGCAGUGAAAAACUGUACUUAAAUACAAAUCAUGCAACAAAGCCAACAUUUUUCAUUACAAGUUAAAAAAACAAUGGUACUCUCAUUUAGCUCUCCAGGCUUUCAGCUUCUCUUCUGUUGCAGUUUGCAGUUACUAAAUGUUCUAGGUUUUCCAUAAUUAGUCUCCUCCUAUUGUUUUGUAAGAUGUCCUUGUAGUGGGGAAAACUUCUUUCCACCACACAGGAACUUAAGGACGCGUGAACCAAAAAAAAGCUGGUAUUUGCUCCACUGUUAGGCUAGGAACACACACAGCGACAUCGGUCGUACAACGUCUGUACGG